Charadrius vociferus (killdeer) is the source of this 2781-nucleotide messenger RNA. RefSeq names its product cytokine receptor common subunit beta-like. Gene Ontology annotation, cellular component: external side of plasma membrane. Bases 1 to 2781 code for a protein of 926 amino acids. Lineage: Eukaryota; Metazoa; Chordata; Aves; Charadriiformes; Charadriidae. Gene Ontology annotation, biological process: immunoglobulin mediated immune response; cytokine-mediated signaling pathway. The record is from RefSeq and is a predicted model, not a curated record. The transcript has 13 exons. Gene Ontology annotation, molecular function: protein binding; cytokine receptor activity.
AUGAUCAUGAAAGAAGUUUUCAUCCUUCUGCAUAUGGGUUUGGUCUUCAGUGUCCAUGCCAUUCGAGAGAGUAUCCCCAUGAAGAGCUUGAGCUGCUACAACAACUACAACUCACAGCUGACCUGCACAUGGAUGGAGCAUUCAGAGGCUCAUGCCCUCGUUGGUAUGAUUCUUUACCAAAGGGAUAAUAUUAUAAUGGAGAACAAGGAGAUGCUUUGCAAACGCCAGACAAAAAAUUACUUACAUGAGGCUGCAGACUCCCAUGUGCACUGGGUUUGUCACCUCACCACAGAAAAUUUUGGAAUAGGGGUAAAUGAUAUUUACAGCUUCAAACCUAACAAGAUGCUUCAAGCGGAACUAAACAUUGAUCUUCUCCAAAAUGUUCAGACCCUCCCGCCUCAAAACCUCACAGUCACCUUGGUGAGAUCAGGAGACUUCUUGCUGACCUGGAAAGCAGCUGAUGGAAGCCAAGGGCUGGGCAAUGCCCUGGAGUAUGAAGUCACUUACAAGCGGGAGUGGGAAUCCUGGAAGAAGGCUUCCUCGCUCUUACUCUCCAACACCACAAGUUGCCAUCUCCACCACAAGACCCUUGUCCCGGGGAGCAGCUACGUUGCCCGCGUGCGAGCCAGACCGGGGUGGGCCAGUGGCUUCUCUGGUCCGUACAGCGAGUGGAGCACGGAGGUGUCAUGGGAGACCCCUGAAGGUGGCCUUCAGCCCAGGAACCUUCGCUGCCUCUUCAAUGGUGCAGAUCGUCUGAGGUGCAGCUGGGAAGUGAAGAAAGCCAUCACCACCUCUGUCCUCUUUGGUUUGUUCUUCAGGGCCACUCCGGCAUCAGCAGAAGAAGAGUGCUCUCCUGUGCAUGAGGAGCCUUUGCUCCAUGUCCCGUAUGUGGUCCAGAGCUGUGAGAUCCCUGUUAACAACUCCAGCAGUCAGAGCCAGUACUAUGUGUCUGUCCGGGCCAAGACGGAGGAGAAACUGAUUGAAGCCUACAAGAACAUUAAGGUGCGGCCACCUACAAAUGUGUCAGUGACAGUGACAGAGAACCAAGAGUAUGAACUGAAGUGGAUAAAACAGACUUUGGGUUAUAGCUUCAUAAAACAGAGAUACCAAGUUGAGUACUGGAAAAAUGACCAAUACGAAAAGACUCCCCAGAAGUUAAAUAUCAGCAAUGAUGAACCUCCCUUCAUCUUCACCCUGCAGAUGCUGGCACCAUCUACAGAAUAUAGGGGGAAAAUGCGUGCAAGGGUGAAUACGCCUCUGGAUUAUGAGGGGCCUUGGAGUGAAUGGAGUGAGGAGUUCACCUGGAAAACUGAGAAUGUUCUGCCACCAGUCCUUCUCCCAGUGAUGCUCCCAGCUCUCAUCAUCAUCUUGCUAAUAGUUGCUUAUUGCAGCUAUAAGUAUUUCCUCAGGAAGAAGCAAAUGUGGGAGGAAAAGAUCCCGAACCCCAGCAAGAGUCUCCUGAUCCAGAGCUACCAGGGGAAAGUACCUUUAGGAAACUGGUCAACAAGUAGCCUGCUGGACUUCAACAAAUACAACCUAUCAGAGAAGAUGGAGCAGGCUAGCUUCCUUCAAGUUGUGGACAGGCAGACGAAGACUUUGGCAGCGUCCCCUGAAGGGCAGGCUAAAAAGGCAGAUGUUUCCCCUGUUGCACUGGACCUACAAAACUCAUACCAUGCUUUAAAUGAGCCAGAGCAUGCCCCAGUUGUCUGCUCAAGUCAGAUUGCUGGUCAUUUCUUUCCUAUUUCAAGGAGAAACAGUGUUGGUGGAAGUAUUGCUUCCCAGACAGCAAUUCCUUGCUUUGCUUUCAAUGGUCCAUACUUGUACAGCCCAGUGAUGUCCUCGCAGCCUGAUAUGCAUCAGACCCUGGAAGCGGACCCAGUGGGAGUCCGUGAGAAAUCAGUCUCCCUUCAGUAUGUGACCCUCCCAAAGGAAGACUGUCCCCAGGCUCCACUAAGGCAAGGACAGCCAGGGGCAGGUCCUUCACAGACCUUUCAGCUCCCAGAUCAGAAGGAAGUGAUGCAGCACCUCGAUGAUGAGAAAGAAUUCUCACUGGUCCCACCAGCCUGUGGGAAAGGCAAGAAUGAGAGAACAGAAGAGCAGAAAUCUCCAAAGGCUCUCAGCUGUACCAGGUCUCCUCAGCAGUGCCCCUUGGAGUACAUCACCACAGAGAGCCUGUUACUGCCAUCAGCCAACGACUCUAACCAUCUGCCACUUGUCACUGCUGGGGAGUCACCUUGUGACUCACAGGAGCCCCAGCCACCCAGAGACCACUCUUGCCAUGAGUUUUCUCCUGGGAAAACUGGUGUCACAGUCCCAGUUUCAGGUCAAGCACCAACCUCUUCUCCUGAAUUGCACCUGGAUACAUUUGGAGACUAUCUUACUGUCCCUUUAGGUCUCCAUGGACAUUCAGAACCCGCAAAGAUUUCUUUGCCUGUCUUACAGAAGGGAAAUGAUCUUCUUAGAAAGCAGCCUUUGUCAGAGGGUAACUUGGUGGUGUUAAACCCUGACAGCACUGAGCCAAUUUUCCUUUGCCAGGUUGGUGACUAUUGCUUCCACAGCCUAAAAUCCAGUGUGAAGAUGGAUAUUAGUCAGGAAGACCACGAAGUCAAGAAACUUUCUGAAGGCAAGACAACACCUGGGAAGCCUGUAUCUGAUGACGAAGCCAUCACUGGCAAGCAAAAGGAGGCAUCAAAAAUGCAGGCUAUUCAGCUUUUCAAAAACCUGAAAUCAGAUGAUUACUUUUCCUGGCAGCAAUCUUUGAGGAUCGCAGAAAUCUGUUAA